GACAGUCUUUUAACUAUGGGCCAAAAGGAAGAUCUAGGCCUAAAGAAAGAAAAAACGUCCAGGUUUUUGAACCACAAAAUCGAAGUACUCCCAAAUACAAACUGGAAGAUGAAAGAGAUGCACCAGGACAAUCAUCAACAAUUCAGCCAGGACAGAUAGUAAUAUCUGAUGCUGAGGAUCUGGAUCCACCUGAAACAAAUCCAGAAAAACCGUCUUGCUACAGUAAAUACACAGACCUGUUUUCACCAAAUGUUGAGCAAGAAGACGAAGAGCCGGUUGCUGUCAAUGUGACGAAUUUUCAACACACAGCAAUGGAGGAGACGGGCAUUACAUUACCUGACAUCGUGGCAAACCUGUCACUUCCUAUUGAUCACAAAAAAGUCAGCCGGUUCAACAUCUCAAGGGCUAACUUUUGGGAUGGGGCAGUCAGAGGUUUCAAGCGUACAACCUAUUCUGAAACCUGUGACAUGCUGGUGAAAUUUACUGAUGAUACUGGUGUUCUGGAAGAGGGAAUUGACACUGGUGGUCCAAGACGAGAGUUUUUGACUCUACUGAUGAAACACCUAAAAGACCGGCCCAUUUUUGAUGGACCAGAAGGACAUCGGUUCUUGGUCUACAAUGCAAAUGGUAUGCAUAUUGGUUAGAUGUGUACUAUAGGCUACUAAUGGUUGGUUAAUGCUCAUUGACCAUAUAUAUAUAUAUAUAUAUAUAUAUAUAUAUAUCACAUGACAUAUGCUUGUAUAUUACAGUAAUGCAUUGUUUGUUUUAUUUUGCAAUAUGAAUUAAUUCACAGCUGUUAGGGAGGAUGAAUACUACCUGGCAGGAAAGAUGAUUGCUGUGUCAGUUGUGCAUGGAGGUCCAGGGCCCCAUUUCCUGUCGGAAGAUCUUGUACAUUAUCUUGCAGGCCAGCCUUCAUUCAAAGCAACAAAUAACUUAAUAACUGAUGAAGAAAUAGGGAAAGCUUUGCAAGAGGUGAGAGUAGCAUAAGGCUAGGGUAUGGUAGUGCAGAAUUUUACAUAGUACCUGCAGUGUUUUGAGACAAUGUUUACCUUCUAUAUCGCGUGCAGAAUUUAAUUAAUUAAUUAAUUAGUUUUUAAUAGUGUAAGAUUACACCAUGCUAUGUAUGUCAUUAAAAAAUAGGCAAGGAGAUACAGUGCACACAGUUAUUGACAGGGGUGUUUAUGCCCAUUGUCAUGUUUUUCAGAUUGAGAAUGCUGCUUCAUUGGAUGCUCUGCAAGAAUGUAUGAUGAGACACAGCACAAUGUUACAGACAGCAGGUUGUCUGAGACAUGUGGC
Micropterus salmoides (largemouth bass) is the source of this 1296-nucleotide messenger RNA. RefSeq names its product G2/M phase-specific E3 ubiquitin-protein ligase-like. The record is from RefSeq and is a predicted model, not a curated record. The transcript has 6 exons. Gene Ontology annotation, molecular function: ubiquitin-protein transferase activity. The coding region runs from base 312 to 644 and encodes 110 amino acids. NCBI's taxonomy places the organism in Eukaryota, Metazoa, Chordata, Actinopteri, Centrarchiformes, Centrarchidae.